Diachasmimorpha longicaudata is the source of this 4853-nucleotide messenger RNA. RefSeq lists its product as uncharacterized. The coding region runs from base 1384 to 4839 and encodes 1151 amino acids. The record is from RefSeq and is a predicted model, not a curated record. The transcript is spliced from 3 exons. Lineage: Eukaryota; Metazoa; Arthropoda; Insecta; Hymenoptera; Braconidae.
UUGAAUUCAAUUAAUGAGAAAGGGUUCGCUACGACGUAACUCUACGUCUCGUAAAAAUUAUAGCUCAAUAUCGUGUCACCCUACCCCUUAAGUCUUCUCCACCCUCGUCCACUUUCACCAGCCGCCUUUUCUUUUCAUUUCAAAAACGGCCACAACAUGUUUUUCCCGAAUCAUACCCUUUCGGUAACGUCGUGAUGUCACCCCACUACAUUUUUCUCAUAGUGUUCUCCUGAUGGUGACACACCCCACCACGGGCACAACCCUCCAUCCACAAUUCCAACCAAUCAAACAGCCAGACCGACGUACAUAACCCAGCGUCAAAACCUUUAUACAAACGUACAUCUAUUUCGAAUAAAAGAUCGAACCUUUUUCCAGAAUUCUGAAAUCGAACAUACGGGCAUAUUUACGAGUAUAUUUUUUGUCUCCAUAGUUUUUUUUAUUGAAGAUCUGUCAAACGACACACGACUACCAGUGUACACAACACGAGCUGUGUCAUAUGUGGUUUUUUUUUUUUCAAGUUAGAGAAAAGAGAAAGUGAGGGACAUGUGUGUUUGCCACGGCACCUUCCUCAACCCCUCUUUGGAUUACCCAAUACUCACAUAAUUUUGCAUUCAUGGCUGUGCAAAAUACCUACUCAUACUUACCAUUCCUGAUUACUAUAAUUUUAUGAAUGAUAUAAUGUGAAAUGGACAUGAAUGGUGGGGUUUACUGUGCGUUCGAAGAAACCGCACAGUGAAAAGGAUGAAUAUCUUCAAUUGACAAUUGAAUCACUGAUGAUUUCACAAUUAAAAAUCUUCCCAUUCGAUCUAGAGUCUGAAAAAAAUUAUAAAUAAUUUUCUGAGCGUCUGUAAUUACCGAGACCUUUAUGGACGAUUUCUUCGAUUAAUCACCUCUCAUGCACAAUCGGGCGGAUCGACCAAAUGCACUAACGAGAAUAAAUGAAUAGUCAUAUGCGGUCGUAAAACGAAUACGAGAUGGGGACUUACACAUGCAUAAAUUCUGAGCGGUGAAAAUUCGGGAAAAAUAUGACAAAACGAAUAAUCCAUGGCUCAAGGGGGUGGGGGAAAUCGGCGCUGGUUCGGCGGUAGGGACGGUAAAGCGAUGUGACAGAUCAGCACAGGGGGGCACAUGGAAUUGGUUGUGGAUACAGUGUGGUGGUGAAUAUCCAGAGAAGGACCCAAAAACCGCGUGCAACUGGGGAGGGGAUGAUUUUUGGUGAUGUGAAUACUGUGACUGGAAAAUUUAUUGCUGUGAUGUCGUGAAUUAAUGCCAAUGGUUAAAUUGAUAUUUAUUAACCUCAAGAGAAACAGCACGUCGAGAAUCAAAGUGGUGCUGGGCCACGCGUAUGACGUGGAGAAAAUAUCACGGGUAUAGGGCUUCAAAAUGUCGUCAACAGCUCUCCCGGAGGCGGUAUUAGCAUCGAGUGAGCUGGACAGUGAGAGUUCAAGUGUUGGAGAUGAGCGCGACACCCAGAAGCGUACGCGAGAGGACACCGACUCGUGUAGUCCAAAAAAACGUAGAAAACAGACGACACCUGUGCGAGUGCCAACAUCCCUGUCAACUCCUACUGAAAGACCCGAAUCGGAGGAAGACUUUGAGAGCGAGGGAGAUAUCAAUGGUAUAAACAGACUAGACGAGACAGCCGAGUACAAAGUUAAUACACCGGAUGAGCCGACCGGGCCCACAGCCGAGGAAAAUCCAAGCGGCGAAUUCGAGACUGAGGACAUCAACAGUCCAGCCUCAUCAUCAGGGCCUAGCACUCCCUUUCCCAGUAAUGUCCGAAUAAAACUCGAGAACCCGACUCCGGAGGAGCCGGAGAAUCCCAUGAAUCUAUCUAGUCUUAGUAUAAAGAAUUUUGCAAACUCAUGGCUGUCCGGUCAUUCGCAGCUUCAACAGCAGGAGGCCACAGAUUGGACUGGACAGAAUGCCGUGACAUCAGUUGCCAAUCAGUUAUCCGGUCUACCUUUUCCCGGAGCCCUCGCUCAGUACCUCCCGGUCCCGGGAUUCUCACUGGAUCCUGGUCAACUUCCACGACUUCCAGUUGGCCCAGCGCCCAUAAGAAUCUUCAAUCCCGACGCCUACUGUGAUCUCUGUAACAAAGAGUUCUGUAAUAAAUACUUCCUGAAGACGCACAAAGCCAAUAAGCAUGGAAUCUACGUUGACACACCGCAGCAAAACUCGAGUGACAAUAAUGGAAUGCAUUAUUCUAAUUUACCGUUUCCCAUGGGAAUCGGUAAAAUUGAACAAACCUUACCACCACCACCCCCACCACCUCCGUUAAAAAUGGAAAUGCCAGUCACGCAAAUGAUGUCCUGCGAAGUCUGUCAAAAGCGAUUUAAAAAUGAUGAGUCCCUCCGUAAACACAAACAGAGGUGUCACAUGGAGGGCUCGCAGAGUGAUUUACAGGCAGAUUCACAGGGAGUCAGAGAUUAUAACUCAUCUCUUGGAGGUGAUGACAAAGAUACCUCGGGAAAUAGUCCUAGUGCUAUGGAGUCACUUUUCAAACAGGAGUAUGGGGUAGAACAGGAGGAUACGAAGUUUAUGCCAGCACCGAGACAUCUGUCCCCUCAAUCGAGUCAGCAAGCGCGUGAAUCGGGCUUCAGUAUUGAUAGACUUCGACGUCUGGGAGUACUAAAUAUCGAAGCAUUCUGUGAAAUAUGUUGUAAAGAGUAUUGCAAUAAAUAUUUCCUAAGAACGCACAAGAUGAAGAGACACGGAAUUAUCAUUCAGGAUAAUGAAAAAUCACCGAGUAAUCCCGGUGCUGCAGCUACCUGGCAUCAGAUCCAAACGAGUCCCCUCAAUCUCAUUGUCACCGACAGCAAUCCAGGGGGAUCAGAAUCCAAUGAUAAGUCCGAAGAGUACGAGUGCAAAUCAUGUGGAAUUAAAUUCCAAACUCAUGGUCUUUACCGCUUACAUCGAGCAAAAAUGCAUGAAACUAGUGAUGAUGAGAAGUCAACGAAGCAAGACGCAGAUGAAGAACGCACUGAUUCGAUCUCCGAGGACCUCCAGAAGUUGCAGACAAUGAUUCUCCAGCUGAAUGGCUUGAAUUCUAGUAAAACAGCGACAUGUGAAAUUUGUGGAAGAGAGUGCGAGAACAAAUUAGCUCUGAAAACUCACAUGACCUUGGAGCAUGCGGGACAUCUGCAAGAUGAACAGCCCUUGUCACCGGGUCAAUUGAUCGAAGGUUCGUCGAAUAACGCAGGUGGGAGCACAUGUUGUUCUGUCUGCGAGAAAGAAUUUGCGAGUCACGAAGCAUUGAAGCAGCACAUAGCAGAGGACCACCACAAUCGACAAUCAUCACCGAUGCUGAAGAGUACACUUGGGUCCAAUAACUCACAAAAUCAUCCUGUACUUCCAGGGACCCCGUCGUCCCUGCACCCACCAACGUCAUCAGGUGCGCCAGUCCCACCGAUUCCUCCACCGCCAGACAAGAAGCUCUCGUCAUUAACCCCAACAUCUAGCUACUGCGAAAUUUGUAAUAAAGAACUUUGCAACAAGUACUUCAUGAAGACCCACAUGCAGAGAAUGCACGGCAUCGAAAUUGAAAAUGGUUCCCAGAUCGGAGGAGUUAUUUGCAACAUAUGUAAUAAAGAAUUGUGCAGUAAAUACUUCCUCCGAGUUCACAAACACAAUACACAUGGGAUAAUCGAUGAGGGAACACCAGUGAACAGUAGUAAACAAGAGAGCUUCGAAGCACUGCCAAACAUCGAUGACAUAGCGCUGAAGCCCGAUCAAUUGGGCGAUCUCAGUCACCGAUACUUUACGCAUUUCAAUGAAGUCUGUCCGAUAUGCAAUCGACGAUUCCGGAGUAUCAAAUGGCUCAAAGCCCAUUUUUUGAGUGACCACGGCAAGGCAGGAGUUGACAAAUGGCGUGAACUGGAACAGCAGUAUCAGAAUACAUCUAGAACGAGACCAGGACCGACCGGUUCCUCCACCAAAUUAACUCAACAAAAUCCGAACAUCAAAAUUCCCAAUGGCUUAGACAUUACCCAGACCGCGAAAGCGGGUGACUAUGGAGGACUGGGAAAUCAAGUGCUCUCGACCCUAUUCGGUGGCCAUGAGGAUCAACAGACCAAGAACUACAGAUGCUCAUACUGCAGCUUCACAACACCUGUUCUACCUUUCUUAUUUCUUCACGAGAGAUCACACAUGACGAAUCAGGAGGGAAUAACCACUGAGAACAAUCUCCAAUGUCCAAUUUGUUCUCAGACAUUUCCGCAACCGGAAGCCCUGCACCAUCAUCUAGUCUCUCGUCACCAAUUCUCGAAUUUACUGUCGCAGUAUCAGCAGCUGGUGGGUAAUGAUUCAAGAACUGAUGGCCCAGAGCGCCAAGAGGAUCAGAAGGACGCGGAGUUGAAGGAGGAACGAUCCGUUGACAGUCAAGGAAGCUCACCCAUCCUUCCAACAGAAUCAUCGAAAAACCCCAAAGAAGAGUCUGGUGUUGUCAACGUAACUGCUCAGGGUGCCUACAAAUGCGCUGAAUGUGGUUUUGCAACGGCAAAUCUUCACAGAAUAAAGGCACACGUGAAGAAGAAUCACAAGGCCAGAGGCGAUCCGACGGAGAGUGUCAUUGCUGAACUGAGUAAGACACUUCGCGAGGUGGCUAAUAAGCACAAAGUACCUGCUAGUUAUGCAAUGCCACAGGAUAUGAACUCAAAUCCCGAUGCGACGAUAAUGCAGCCAUUCAUCCUGGAGGAGCGAAAUUUCACAUUUGGCGAUGAAUCAUCCAGCAAUGACAGGAGAUUUGCACCAGCACUGGUUUAUCUGCCGGUACGUACACGUAUCAACGGUGUCAUGACUGCUUCCUUUACCCUUAGUCCUGCCUCGAUCAUCUCGUAGUUAUUCUUCGCUGA